Macadamia integrifolia is the source of this 965-nucleotide messenger RNA. RefSeq names its product dirigent protein 19-like. Bases 262 to 861 code for a protein of 199 amino acids. The transcript has a single exon. The record is from RefSeq and is a predicted model, not a curated record. NCBI's taxonomy places the organism in Eukaryota, Viridiplantae, Streptophyta, Magnoliopsida, Proteales, Proteaceae.
UGAUAGCCAUCAAAAUCAAUUUCGAGGUUGCAAAGAAAAGUGAAGAUGCAUUUGUCCUGAAGGAAGCAAUCAGCAAAAGAGCCAAACGCUCACUUCCCUCCACACCAUAUUGCCUUCCAGCUGCCACUAUGGUCCACACUUGCCUCUGUCUUCAAAGGUGAAUCAGUAGAACCACUCCCUUGAUCACCUUUCAAAUUCACAAUCACCUCACAGGCAUCACAGGCCCAAAACCCAAAUCAAAUCAACUUGGGUUCGGCUCCAAUGGCUGGAUCAUCAUCAUCAUCAUCUCACAAACUAGCUUUCCCCUUCAUCCUUCUCGCCAUGAUCACCAUCACCAUUCUUCUCUUCCAAACACUCCCAGUCUCCGGAAGCUUCGCCAAAACCUUUAGUCGGAAUAGAUCACUGGGGCUUAAAAAAGAGAAGCUCAGUCACUUCCGCUUCUACUGGCACGACAUCCUCGGAGGUCUCAACCCCACCACCGUCAGAGUGGCCGGAGCCCCGACAAACACAUCGUCGUCGACAGGCUUCGGUCUCAUUUACAUGAUCGAUGACCCAUUAACGGAAGGGCCAGAGAUGAGAUCGAAGCUCGUUGGAAGAGCUCAAGGGUUCUACGCAUUUGCUUCGCAGCAAGAAGUUGGGUUGUUGAUGGCCAUGAAUUUUGCUUUCAUGGAAGGGAAAUACAAUGGAAGCACUAUCGCUAUACUGGGGAGGAAUACGGUUAUCUCGGCGGUUAGGGAGAUGCCGGUGAUCGGAGGGAGUGGGCUUUUCCGGUUUGCGAGGGGAUAUGUUCAGGUCAAGACUCAUAGCCUCAACUUUACCGCUGCCGUUGUUGAGUACAAUGUCUAUGUAAUGCAUUAUUGAUGUUUUACUAUGCACAUCGUUUUACCAAAAAAAAAAAAAUGUUUUACCACGCACAUCAGGUCAUUGCAUAGAUAGAUAAGGUUUUGUUUAAAAAAAAAAAAAGG